Fusarium odoratissimum NRRL 54006 is the source of this 1480-nucleotide messenger RNA. RefSeq lists its product as uncharacterized. The record is from RefSeq and is a predicted model, not a curated record. Lineage: Eukaryota; Fungi; Ascomycota; Sordariomycetes; Hypocreales; Nectriaceae. The transcript is spliced from 2 exons. Bases 657 to 983 code for a protein of 108 amino acids.
CGCUUUCAGAAAAACAAAAAAGUCUGGGCUCUGAAUGAGACCUUUCAACCUACCAAUUCACGGCCUCUGGGCUGACAAUUUCUUGAGGCCAGACGAUUAAUGCUGAGCUGGCGCUGGCUCUUCAACACACACCCUUUCAUCCUCCAACUGCCUUCCUUGUCUGUCGAUAGUAAGUGGUUUUUGAAUCUUACGGAAGAUUUACGAAAGGUUAAAAAGGGUCCUGGAGCCCCCUGGAAUCCUGCCCUGCUUCUCUGUUUGUUUGGUUGGAUAAAAACAUUCUUCGACACACCUUCUACCUAUGCCUGAGAUACGUCCAAGCCUCCUUCAACAAUAUAAACAACAUUCGCAGCUGCGCCUCUGCGUGCUUACGUUGUCGAUACACAACGAGGCCUCACCAUAUCUGUGUUACAGCUAAAUAACCAGUCUUUUGACCGUUUCAAAAAUUAUUCUUUAUUAAGCUUCACGGCUAUCUAUCAACAACCUUACUUCUAAGAAGCACCUUGCCUCCACAUCCCAACGUUUUACAUACCAUCCCUCCCUUCCAUCCAUCCUUACAUACUGCAACUACAAAUACAACGUGCCUACAUACGUUUACCACAUACUACUGCAUACUUCCCCCUACAUAUUCUUCCAUUGUACAACCACAUCUCAUCAACAUGUGCCAUACCGUAAUCGCCCAGCGGAUAUGCAAGGAUUGCCGCCAUAGCCUUGGUGAGACGGUCAUCGACUUCACCCGCUGCGCUCGUAAAUGCUCGAGCCCGUUCUACUGCCUUACCCCUGAGCCUCAGAUGGAGCUAUGUAACCUAUGUACGGCGACGGCGACACUAUCUACACCGGUACUCGCACAACAUGCUCUCGAGGAUACUACCACUGCUGCUGCAGCGGCAGCGGCUUCAGCUGGCGCAAGGCUCUACGAUCACUCCAUCGCAAAGGCAGCAGCAUAUCCGGGACCUGGAGUAACCCAUCACACUGCAGCUCAUUAAGACAUUCUCCAUGGACCACCUCGACGGUGGCUUUUGCUACGAUAUCGACAUUUAGGGCGUUUAUUUAUGUAAGAUCUUGAGGGAAAUUGAAACGACGAAACGAAAUUCCACAAAAAUAGUGCAUUUGGGAAUGGAUAUGGGUAUGACACGGGCAACCGGCACAGGAUCACAGGCGCAUGAGGACGGACAGCAUUCAUCAAUGCUCUACUUGCUACACAUCAAAUCACAUCAUUUUAUUUUAUUCUACACACUUGAUUUCGUAUGUAGUGCCACACAGGCACAAAACCCCGGUGAGGGCCACUCUACUGGUAUGAGAUGGAACCGGAGGACUGGUCAAUGGUACCGAACCAAGAGCUGGGGCAAGGGUGUACAGAUGAAUCAGAACCACAAUCGUUGACUGACAGCAAUAAGCUGAGUAAGAUGAAAUAGCCAAAGAACAAUAAAAAUUUGAUCAGGAUGGAAAACAUUGUAUUGUAUUGUAUUAUCCAGGCGAAUCC